CGCGCUGUUCCAUCUCGUGCGCUCUAUUCUCCUUCACCUCACAGGCACUUCAAUUGGGAGCACAUGGGGAGCGGACUUGCGAGACAAGAAGCAAAAGAGCUCCGACAGACCGAAUCCGUCGACCAAAGAAGCAGCGCACGAAAAUACCAGCAUGGACAUGGACACAGACGUGGAAGAUACAGUGGUAAAGACAGAGACGGCGAGAAGCAAUGCCGAUGCACAAAUCAACCAUGAGGCAGCCAUAGCAUACUGGUCCUCGCAGCCCGCCAGCGACGACGGCGUGCUCGGAGGACAUGCCGAAGUCAGCCGUGUUGAUUUGCAAGGAUCGGCCAACUUCCUCGCCAAGUUGCGUCGCACAUCGACUGAAUUUCCCCCAAGCAAAGGCAAGCUGCAGCGCGUGGCAGACACGGGUGCGGGCAUUGGACGGAUCACAAAAGGUUUUCUGAGCAACGUUGCUCUCACAGUCGAUAUUGUCGAGCCGGUCACAAAGUUCACAGCGUCUCUGGCAACGGAGGCCUACGUGGGGAAGAUCUACAACUGCGGCCUCGAAGAUUGGACGCCGGAAACGAGUUACGAUCUCAUCUGGAAUCAGUGGUGCGUGGGGCAAAUUCGCGACGACCAGCUCGUGGAGUACCUCAAGCGCAUCACCGCACAUUUGAAUCCAGGUGGUUGGAUCAUUGUGAAAGAGAACAUCACCAACAAUAUUCUCGGCGAGAAUGAAUACGAUGAGACGGAUAGCUCGGUCACGAGGACGGAUCUUCACUUCAGACAAAUCUGGGAUCGUGCGGAUCUUCGACUUGUCAGCACCGAGCUUCAAAAAGGUUUCCCAAAGAUCCUGUACCCUGUGCGAAGCUACGCUUUGCAGCCAAAGAAGUAAAAUGGCGCUAGGAGGAAGAUGCGGAAGAUAUACCUCGCAGCGCGCCCAAGAAAGGCAUUUCAUUAAAAGGAUGAUCGAAGGGGCAGCCAUCCAGCAUUCUAGAUACCAUCUAGAUACAGACCCUGCGUCGAGAAGAGCCCGCUGAAGUAUCCUAUCUCUGGUCAUGGGAACUGCAAUGCCAAUGGCGGCAAUGUCCCUACUUACCUACUGACUUCGAAAGAGAUUUGACUACAUGUAUAUCAGAGCGAUGACAGUAGGGAUUGAAAUAGACGAGAAGUACCUGCAUGGAGUGCCCUGUCUGUUAAGUCAGAUUAGGAGUUGCCCGUUGACAAAAACAGGAGCUUCCCGUAGAGUCCAACGGGUGGUAUGUUCUCGUCGGCGCACUCUUCAUGUCUUCGUACUGAUCAGCGCCAGGCGACGUUGACAGCGCUGUAGCGGAAAACAUGGCCGAAUCCCAGGACUUCAUCAUGGGAAGAAGACAACACGAUCCGCGCAAUCCACAGCUUCGAAAUAGCGACUUUCAUGUCUCUCUGGCUUGUGCUCACGCAGCGGCUCAUAAGCAUUACUGGAUGCCGUGCGGAACCAGAAACGACUCGCCAAUCAUGUCCUUCUUCAGGGGAACAUCUGGCGAACGUUGAGAUUGAUACGCUUCCCCGCCAUCCAGCCUCUCCACUGUUCAUACUGUGGCGUGUUUUCGGUGGCCGGCCAGCCAGCGAUCCCAGCUGGACAAGUCUCUCGUAGCACCUUCGGCACACCGUGCCAAGCAUAUCUGCUUGCGCCGCUCAUGAGAACGGCAUCGCCGGAGCGCAACAGAAUCGCAGCGGGUUCAUGGUCUUCAAGGCCAACAAUGAAAACUGCACUGCAUCCAAUAGAUAUGCUGACGAGAGGCUGGUCGCACUCUUCGCUGACAUCGCGAUGCAGACUUAGCGUGUCGCCUGGCGAGUAUAGGUUCAGGAUAGCUGCUUCGGCAUUCAUAGGGAAUACGCUCUCGAUCAGAUUCUUGAGAUCUGACGGGAAUGCCGGUGGUUGACCUCGCGGAUAGACUUUGUUGGUCCAAUCGUACUGGCCUCCUAAUGUGACCCAGCGAAGUUUCUUGUUCAGGAAUUGCCGGUGGUUGAAAGGUUUGUGAACAGUAGGAUCGAGGGGCUCAAAGAUGUCGUUGGCCGUGGAGGGGUCGAAGAAAGAUACGGGAUGUCCUGAGCCAUUCCUCGGGUAGGUCACAUGGUGGAAGAGGUGCACAUUGGUGUUGUGACUGGAGUCCGAGAGAUCGCGAUGGAGGGUGCGGUCAAGGAUACCGAGCUGCACGUCCGACGGUAGUAGAGACGGAUAGAUAUAUAGACCUACCUACCUUGUUCAGAGUUGAGAGAGAGGCAAACAGAGAGCGUGUGUAGGUAGGUAUAUGUGUAGCUGUCUUACCAGGUAUCGUUGGCACUUCGUAGAUUGGCUGCCUGGGCGUGCUUUUCGUUUGGAUCUCGUCGUCUACACAGACGCGACCGAGAAAGGUGUCGUGGAUAUCGUGCAGGUUCGCGGGCAGUUGUACAUCACCAUCCCCUGAGAGCCUGAUGGCGCUGCAUUCGCCCCCUUCACGGCCAAUCUGUAUGAGAUUGGAGUCUUUCUCCAACACAUUUUCUGGUAGGGACACCUUCUGGUAGUGCUUGUACAACGCUCG
Molecule: messenger RNA, 2546 nt
Organism: Sphaerulina musiva SO2202
Lineage: Eukaryota; Fungi; Ascomycota; Dothideomycetes; Mycosphaerellales; Mycosphaerellaceae
Exons: 2
Coding region: 152-877 (241 amino acids)
Biological process (GO): N-terminal protein amino acid methylation
Cellular component (GO): cytoplasm
Molecular function (GO): N-terminal protein N-methyltransferase activity
Source: RefSeq, a predicted model, not a curated record